AUCUUUUGAAGGGUGACAUAGAAAAAGUUAAACUGAAGAAGCUCCCCUUCCGCAUAUUUUACGCGCGAAUCGAAGAGGGUGAACCGGAAAUCAACCUCAUUAUAUAAAACUCCAUUCCAGUGUUAUGAUCACAAUCGGAUUAUAAAGACGUAUUAGUUGAAAAAUGAAACUACCAUUAUCAACACUAUCAAUUUAUCUAUUUUCUUUCCUCUAUACCGUUUGUCGCUUCUUCUACUGGUUUCUAUAGCAACCCACGAAUUUGAAAUAAUUGUCAAAAUGGCUAAGAAGGGUCAGCAAGUACAGCUUCAAGCUGAAUUAACCACUGAAGAAGAAUGGGAGAAGUUCUUAUCGAAAGAUGGACUUCUUCUAAUCGAUAUUUACUCAGAUUGGUGCGGUCCAUGCUCUGGAAUGGCGGCUAAUUUGAAGAAAAUAAAACUGGAAUUCGGUGGAGAUUUGCUACUCUUAGCAAUUGCAAAAAAUGAUCACAUCAAGCAAUUGGAAAGAUUCCGAGGAAGAAGUGAACCUACCUGGUUAUUCGUUUCGAAAGGAAAAAAAGUUAAUAUGUUGUUUGGAUGCAAUGCUCCACUUCUAAAACGCGUUAUUUUGGAAGAAAUCAAGAAAGAAGAACAGGCAGCGAGCGGAGAAAAACAAAGAGAUCGCUAUUCAGAAAUUACUGAUCUGGAGGAGAUAGAAAUCCAGAGACAGGCAGCAAUUGAUGCUGUAAUACAAGCAGCCAAAGAAAAAGAGGAAGCAAAGAGAAUCAAAGAAUAUGAAGAAAGAAAAAUUGCUGAAUGUAAUAAUAUUCUUGAAAAUUUGCCCAACAUUGGUACAAUAUUGAUAUUCCCAUGUGGAAGAGAUAAAUACCAUGACGUUUUGAAUGAACUAAUGAAAGAAGCAAGCCUUAUUACAACUCAAACUGAGAAAAUAAAAAUGACCAGAGAGCUAAUAGACGAAAUAUUCUUUUUCUGUGAAGAAAAAUUGUCUUUGAAAACCAUUGAAGAUACUUUGAGUGGUAAAAUAACCAUAGCAAUGAUAGUUAGAAGAAAUGGAGAUCUGCCGGGUGAAAUAGACGAUAUCGUUCUUCAACUAGUUUAUGGAAAUAGUAGGAAAAUGCCCGGAGACGAACAUUCACCUUGCCACCAAUUGACAUUUAAAAAAAACAACGAUGAUGAUGUGGAUAGUAUUACAGGAAUAUGGGCUCCACCGGAUAAAUUGACAAGAUCUUUAGUUCUUAAAUACCUUUUUCCUAAUAUUACGGCACCUUAUAAAUUUCCGGAUGUUGAACCAACUCCUUUUUAUAUAGCGGUAGCUUACGACGCUUUCAAAACUAAAGAAGUCAUGGAACUGUCAGAUCUUUACCCGGGACAAGUUAUGAUGUAUGGAUUUUUCGAUGACGAUAAGCCUGAAACGGCAACUUUAAUUUCAAAAACGGUAACAGAAUUUGAAGAGAGGACCACCCCGACUACAUAUUUCAGCGAGGAAAAAAUCAUCAUUCAGUUGGCUAAAACCAAUCCAGAAUGUCUACUAGCAUUCACAGAAUUAGGACCGACUUACAUGAGCGCAGAUGCGGAGAAAGGCGAAAUCGAUUGCAAAUACUUCUUCCCCGAUGGCUACAAUGUACCAAAAGAAGUAAUACAUGAAGUGAAGAAGAAAUUUAAGAAAAAGAAAAACAAAGCAGCAGCAGUAAACCAAGAAGAAAAUACAUCAGUAGCUACUAGUGACUUGGUGAAGGAACAAGAAGAGCUAGAGCAUGAAGAUGAAGAGGGUAACAGUGAAGAAGAGAAAAUUGAAUGUGAUAUACUACCGGAAGAGCAUUAUGAACAAGAGCUCGUAGAAGAUGGCAAUUUAAGUGCUAGGAGUAUUAGAGAAGCUGAUAAGGCAACGUCUCCUAUAGCCGAUAGUUGUUUAUAGAAGUAAAUAAUUUUAAAUACAAGGCAUAAAGUGAAAAUUUCUUAAUAAUUGAUUAUUAAUUUGAAAAAAUUGUUAUGAGUACUGUCAGAAAAUUACUGAAAAUAAAAAAUGUUAAUGGAAAAA
Messenger RNA from Diorhabda carinulata, 2034 nucleotides. RefSeq lists its product as uncharacterized. Lineage: Eukaryota; Metazoa; Arthropoda; Insecta; Coleoptera; Chrysomelidae. The record is from RefSeq and is a predicted model, not a curated record. The transcript has 9 exons. Bases 277 to 1911 code for a protein of 544 amino acids.